AUGGGAGGCUUCGAGGGUCAUCUGUACCCAGGACUUUCUCUCUUCUUCUAUGGGCUUUAUCACGCACGACUCGUUUAUAGGGCCUUGAUAUGCAACUGCCCCGUUCAGUAUGCGCCACGCUGUCCCUGGAGCAAAGGAAGAUGGGCCAGGCUGCAGCAAAUAUACUAUGUUGGGUUGGUGAAGAUACUGAGCGCCUGCAUUCUAGUAGCCCAAGAGCUGCACAGUAUUCCUGGGCAUUUUGUACUCAUCACCAAUAUGUACUAUCAGAAAAACUUUCUGUACCGCAAGCAGUGGCAGCAUCUCACUAUGUAUAUGACCUUCUUCCUGAGCGGGUGUGCGGAUGUGGUGAGCCAGAACCUGCUGCCCCAGAGGUGCGCCGCUCUGGAGCAAGGGGCCCAAGCUGUGGGUGUGUUGAUGCUUCUGCUCCUGAUGGUGUCUCACAUGCAGGACACAGAAGGAGUGGAGCUGCAAUCUCAUAUCCUGCUCACCCAGGCCAUCUUCCUGCUGCUGUUCGUGGUCAUCGCAGAGCUGUGGGCUCCCAACAUGCCACAGCUCUGGCUGCUGAAGGCCUUUUUGUAUAUGAUGAUUGGCUCUUGGCUGAUGCAGAUUGGCUUUAUGCUGUACAAACCAAUCUCGGGCUAUCCAUGGAUGGACAACGACAAAAACGACAUUAUAUUUGUCACCACCUUCUUCUGCUGGCAUGUGGCUUUCAUUGCCAUGGUCAUGGUCUGGGUCUAUGGCUUCUCCUUUUGGUGGUAUCGUUACGUUUGUUGA
Molecule: messenger RNA, 774 nt
Organism: Phyllostomus hastatus (greater spear-nosed bat)
Lineage: Eukaryota; Metazoa; Chordata; Mammalia; Chiroptera; Phyllostomidae
Product: transmembrane epididymal protein 1-like
Exons: 1
Coding region: 1-774 (257 amino acids)
Source: RefSeq, a predicted model, not a curated record